AUGUUGCAUCAGAUAGUUUGGCUGGCUGCUGUUACCAUUUUGGGAGUGUUGGAACAAGCCUAUUUUGCCAUGCAGGUGAUCUAUGCUCGGCGCAGGUGCAAAGUGUCUCCUCCUGGUAUAUCAGGUCCUCCAGAAUUUGAAAGAAUCUUCAGAGCCCAAGUGAAUUGCACAGAAUACUUCCCAAUAUUUCUUUCUCUGUUGUGGGUGGCUGGAAUCUUUUUCCAUCAAGCAUCGGCAGCGUUCUGUGGGUUAAUUUACCUGUAUGCUCGCUAUCAGUACUUUAGUGGAUAUGCCUGCACUGCACAAGGAAGGCUGGGUCCCAUGUACUUCAGCAGCGGAGUCCUUUGUGUUCUUUUUGGCUUAUCUGUCGUGGGGCUCUUCGUCCACUUUAUGCCACUUACAUUUUUGAGUCCUUGAAGAAAGCUUCUAAAUCAGCUGGAAAUGCCCUUCUUCCUGCAAA
Molecule: messenger RNA, 460 nt
Organism: Gekko japonicus
Lineage: Eukaryota; Metazoa; Chordata; Lepidosauria; Squamata; Gekkonidae
Gene: LTC4S
Product: leukotriene C4 synthase
Exons: 5
Coding region: 1-417 (138 amino acids)
Biological process (GO): leukotriene biosynthetic process
Cellular component (GO): endoplasmic reticulum; nuclear envelope; membrane
Molecular function (GO): glutathione transferase activity; leukotriene-C4 synthase activity; glutathione peroxidase activity
Source: RefSeq, a predicted model, not a curated record